Molecule: messenger RNA, 1473 nt
Organism: Closterium sp. NIES-65
Lineage: Eukaryota; Viridiplantae; Streptophyta; Zygnematophyceae; Desmidiales; Closteriaceae
Source: the annotation of a GenBank genome assembly
AUGUGCCAAGGCUCCUGUUCCGUCGGGCUGUCUCUAGAUCACCGCUCCACGCACACGGGCGCUCCGGACUCAGAGCGCAGUCUCACGUGUCGACGACUGGCGCUGCUGUGGGAGGAGAUCCGCGCGGAGCGCGCGAAUUCUUCCGGAGAAGCGGGGAAAAGUGAAGCUGAGGGGCAAGCGGAGCAGGAGGACGCAAUGCGGCGGCUGGGAAAGGAGUUCCACACGCCAGGGCACAUCUUCCUGUGCAUCGAAAACCCGGAGGGCCUCCGCAGAAGGCGCGGGCACACGGAGCUCUCGGUGGCUCUGGCGAAACUCGCGGGGAUCACGCCCGUCAUGGUUGGCUGUGUCAUGCUGAGCAACAGCGGUGAUGACUAUGGGGCCCUCCCUGCUGCUUCAGCCCGCCAAUGGGCUGCUGCCAACUCAGUUCCUUCGAUGGCUGGUCUGCAUUCGACCGCCUCGCUCUCUCUCCCGCGCCACCAGGGCUUGCGCUCUGCGUCGUCUCCGUCAGGAAGCGCAAAGCUACAGCUAUUCGCGCGCCCGUCAUGCCGCCCUCUGCGCGGAAUCCGGGCCUCCGCGGAGGCUCAGUUCCCGCAGGGAAGCAGCGCGAGUAGACAAACAGAGGAGUCGGCCACCGCUGAGGUCUCAGAAACGUCAUGCACGCGGCGAUCCGCGCUUCUCGCAGGUUUGGUUGCGACAGCGUGCGGGGAAGCCGCGGCUCAGCUGCUCGCUUCCCCGCCUUCUGCAGCAGCAGCAGAAGCAGAAGCAGCCAUUGCCGUUAAUUCCCAAACCGGAGUUUUUUCCAAGCAGCCUGACGUGAUCAAUGCAUGCGUUUACGAGUACCCGUUAAAGAUUGCGGGUCCCGUCGGUGACAUUGUUUGGAUCGAGACGCGCAAGCCAGAGCGCUACUCUUCCGCCGCGCCGCUCUCUCCGGACGCGCGCCUGCGCAUCGUGUCGGAGCGCCUCGUCCCACUUCGCUCCCUCGUCAUCAGCGUCUCCGUCUCCCCGCCGAAUGCGGCGUUCCUCCCGUCGCCGCCGCCGCCGCCGGCGGCGGAUCUCGAGACCGCCAAGGCCUCUGGCUGGACGGCCGUGAAUGUCGCUCGGUCAGUCCUCGCCGAUCGCACGUCCCCGCGCAUGACGUCGAUCCAACGGCUACAGGAAACGAUCCUCGGCGACGUGUACGAGGAGCUCCGCACCGCGGAAGGCGCCUCGGAGCCUCUUAAGUACUACCUCUUCGAGUACGUGAACCAGAAGUCGCCGACUAUGCUGACGGGGCGCGAGAAGGACGUUUUCCGUCGGUCGCUAGCGGUGGCGGCGGAGCGCGAGGGGUACAUUUACUGCCUGACGGUGUCCACGGUGGAUUCGGAGUGGCCGCAGCUGGAGGAAGCUUUAAGAACGACUAUUGAUUCGUUUAGACUGACGGCUCCCACAGGAGAUUACGUGCCGCCGUGGAAGGACCCCUGGUGGUUCUGGUAA